CACCGGGUCCCGGCUAGUGAUUACUCGCCGGCACCCGGUGAUCGCCGAGUAUCAUCGACGGGGGAGAGAUCUGUAUUGCUUUGUAUGGCUCUGCAUAGCACAGCCAUACAAAGCAGUGUGUGUACAGUGAAACACAGCUCACAGCCUUAUAGUAAAACAGCACAGUUAACCCUUUGAUUGCCCCACAUGUUAACCCCUUCCUGCCCAGUGCCAUUAGUACAGUGUCAGUGCUUUUUAUUAGCACUGAUCUCUGUAUUAGUGUCAUUGGGAUGUCAGUGGCAGUUAUUCAGUCCCCCCCAGUGUCAGAAUGCCCACCACAAUCACGA
Staurois parvus is the source of this 326-nucleotide messenger RNA. The record is from the annotation of a GenBank genome assembly. Lineage: Eukaryota; Metazoa; Chordata; Amphibia; Anura; Ranidae.